UCAGUAGAAGUAUCUAGAUGAUGGAGCCAGAAUAAACUGGAAAUAUAAAGAAGGUGAUGCCCAUGUAUAAAUAGCGGUGGCAAUCACCAAAUGAGUCAGUCUGUAAUAAAUCGUCAUUGAGUAAAGUUAAUAAAGUCAAGUGUGCUUUCGUGUGUUAAAGAUAAAAAGACAGCCUUACAGUCUACUAUAUAAGUUGUGUUAUAAAAGUAUUUGUGUAUAAAACUGUGUAAAUAAAGAGUUGUUGUAGUUUUUAACAAAUUGACGCUUUUAUUUGCAAUAAGAAGAAUCCAGUUUAUUUCAAAAGGAAAUAAACGAACGUUUUAAAAGGUAAAACGUAACAAUUGGUGUCAGAAGCGGAAUUGCAUAAUAAAAAGCAGUCAUGAAGUUCGAAGAACUAAAAGUGGAACAACUCAAGAGAGAAUUGAGUAAGAUGGAGUUACCGACAGCCGGUAAUAAGGCAGAAUUGCAAAAGAGGCUAAUAGAUGAAUUCAAGCGGCGUGACAUUGACAUAGGUACAUACGAAUUCGAGUACAAAGAAGAAACUGAGAUAUGUACUCGCUCAACAACGAGCAACAUGGACUUAAACACAAUGUUUGCCGCUAUGAUGGAGAAAUUUGCUGAAGUUCAAGAAACUUCUAAGGCUAACUACGAGAAACUUCUUACUGACAACGAGAAACUUCUUACUGACAACGAGAAACUUCGAGCUGAGGUUAAAGCUGAAGUAAAGGAAACUUUUAAACACUUAGCUGAAAUGGAAGCAAAAUUUCAGGAAAGUUCAAGAGCCACAGAAGAAAAAAUUCUGGAAGUGUCUGAGGUUAUUAAUAGCAGAGUAGAUGGCAUUGACAAAAAGGUGUCAGACUUAGAAACAAAGAUGAAUAAUCUGCAAUAUCAAGAAGGAGCUGUACGAAUCAUUCCAGAAACCUCGAGUAGAAUAAAAGCCCCUAGUUUUGAUGGCACCACACCUUUUAAUGUGUUCAAGUUCCAGUUUGAGACAGUUGCCAUCAGAAACAUGUGGAAUAAUGAAGAAAAGCUAGAAUUGAUCUUAGCCUUAAAAGGAGGUGCUUCAGUAGUUCUUGAGAGCGUACCAGUGAGCAACAGAAAUAAUUAUGACGACAUAAUGGAAGCACUACAACGCAAGUACGGUGGAGAACAUAAAAAGGAAUUAUACCGAAUGGAAUUGCGUGGCAGAGUGCAGAAGGCCAAUGAGACACUACAAGACUUUGCAUUGGAAAUCGAGCGAUUGAUACAGCUUACUUAUCCAGGAGAACAUCACCCGUUUUUGGAUAUUUUCAAGAUAGAGGCAUUUGUAAAUGGCAUACGUGAUCCUGAGAUAAAACAUGCGGUUUGUGCCACACCAAAGCCAUCAUUCGCUGAAACUGUCUCAUUUGCGCUGGCACAAGAAACGGCUAAAAUAAUUUCAAAGCCACAAAUAUUCAAGGUACGAAAUGUCGAGGUUGUCGCUGAAAACGAAAGGAAUAUAGUCACUGAGAUAAAAGAGGCAGUUUUAGAGGCUUUAAAUGAGAAACAAAAUAAAGCCAAAAUCAAAUGCUAUAACUGUGGAAAAACCGGACAUAUUCAGCGAAACUGCAAAGCACAAAGAAAACGUACCAGAUCGGUCUCACCGCCAAGAAACAACCAACAGGUAAAUCAUCACUCAUCACAAGAAUCACCUUUAAAUUAAAACGAGCUAGCACUGAGGGGCAAGAGCUAGCUCCCACAUAUGACGGCCCCACAAUCUCCA
Lucilia sericata (common green bottle fly) is the source of this 1741-nucleotide messenger RNA. RefSeq lists its product as uncharacterized. Lineage: Eukaryota; Metazoa; Arthropoda; Insecta; Diptera; Calliphoridae. Gene Ontology annotation, molecular function: nucleic acid binding; zinc ion binding. The record is from RefSeq and is a predicted model, not a curated record.